This is a messenger RNA of Somion occarium, 1047 nucleotides long. Lineage: Eukaryota; Fungi; Basidiomycota; Agaricomycetes; Polyporales; Cerrenaceae. The record is from the annotation of a GenBank genome assembly.
AGCUUACACCGAAGAAUCAGUCUUAUAACCUGUCCCUUUUGGUGUGACUCUUCUCUCCCAUGUGACGCGAGUGUUCCCUAUGGUCACCAGCGUCACAUAUUUUUGACAGCGACUCUCGAACUUUCUUCGGAACUUUCUCGAACUUCUUCUCUCUAUAAAGUGCCGACUUCUGGGCUCUCCUCAAGACUGAUCAUCUUGGGCUUUCCAACUGUCAACUCUUGCUCUUGCGCUUUCACUCUAAAAACUCAACUCUUCCUAAAACCUCUUUGCUCUUUAAAAAGUUCCACUAUCCGGUAUGGCUGCGUGUUACCCUCUCUGUAACCGUCUUCGCUCUGGUUCAGCCCCCGAGCGUACUUUGCCAAUAAGUGGAAUAAUCCCAGGUGCGUUUCAAACCUCUAGCGCACCGAAUAUUGAUUCUCUUUCUGCAGCGUUGACAUUGUUAACGCUGACGGAUGUGUCUCUGACAUCAUCCUCGCGGACAUCUUCCAAGGUGGUCCCUAGGCUGUUAUACAGCCAGGUUGUAGCUUCGCGUAGCCCCUCCCUUGAGCCAGUUGCUCGGGAGGUAAACCCUGUAUCAGUCAGUCCUGAUGAUGCAGUGGACCGUCAGCAUCAGACUGAUGCUGAUGGUGUUCAUGGCAGUUCUGUUAGCUGCCCGGUGACCCCGACUGUCAAGCCAGAAGAUGACGGUCAAGGUCCUUGGAUAUCGGUAUCGCACAAAUGUGGUCACAGCAAGUCACCACGUAUGAAUGAUCGACAGGCGGCUCCCUCUAGUGCACAAGGGGAGCGACAAGCCUCUCUUACGGACUCUCAAUAUCAGACGGUCCAAGCAGCCGAGGUGCGGCUGACUCCCGCGGAACAAGACCUUGUCCAAUGUCGGAUGAGUGUUGUACACGAUGACGGCAGGGCCCAUCGCCAUCCUCGUUCACCUGACGUCUUCGAGGAGCAUCUGAAAAAACUUUUUGCUAUAUAGCAGCAUAGGCUUCUAUAUAGUACUAUAUAGCCAUAGGGCAAUAUAUGUACUCUACAUAGCAACUAUAGCUACUAUCU